AUGGCUCCAAGCAAAGCGAAGACACCAGCGAAGGUUUACGGACGGGAUAUCAGGGGCUUUUUCGGUGGCGCCGGGAGCAGUCAAACCACACCGUCAACACAACACACCACUGGCACGGUUUCGAAGCACUUCGGUGGUCCCAGCCAAACACAGUCUAUAGAAAUCAGCGAUGGGGAGGAUGCUCGAACAAGCAAGAAGCCACCUGCAUCCGCGAAACCCGAGAAAGUUGAGACUAAACUAAAGAGCGAACGCGUUAUGGAUGAUGAGGAAGAUCAGAAGCCACAACCGAGCCUCAAGCGGAAGAAGGCCGUCCUUGCAUUCUCCAGUGAAGACGAAGAUGAAGAUCUCAAGAAGGUGUCACCACCCAGGAAGAAACACGCCAUCGAGACGUCUUCAUCGAAGGCGUCAAGCAGUGGCUUCGCUGCGAAGCCCAAACCCAGAGGGCAAGAAGCGCCACACAGUGGAAAGCAGCCCCCACGCAAAGCGAAGAAGAACAAGGACGAGGACUUUGAAAUGUUGUCUUCGGAGGAUGUCGCGAACGAUGAUGACUACAUAGAGGACGAGGACGACGAGGCGCCGGCGAAGAAGGGGAAGAGUAAAGUCAAGACAACACCCAAGAAAGCCCUUGUGAAAGCUCAAACGGCGAAGAGUACAGGCAAGGCGAAAGCCAGCGCGAACGGAGAGGAACAGGAAAAGCCAAAGCCCAAAUUCAAUUGGGCCGCAGCGAAGGCUGCCAAAUUGGCUGGCCCUAUCGCGCCGGGCUCCAAGUCAGUGCCGGAGCCUGCGGUUGCUGAUCCUCUUGGUGGCCUCUCAUUCGUCUUCACCGGCGAAUUGAGUAGCUUCUCCCGAGAGGAAGCGAUUAGUCUCGCCAAGCGCUUUGGUGGCCGCGUCACCUUGCAGCCGUCAUCGAAGACAUCCUUCGUGGUCUUGGGCUCCGACGCUGGACCUAGCAAACUCGCAGCGAUUAAGAAAAACAACCUCAAGACCCUCGAUGAGGAUGGAUUCCUGGAUCUGAUUGCAACGCGCGUGCCCGACACAAGCAAUUUGGAUGACAAGACGAAGAAGAAGCUCGAGAAGGAAAAGGAGGCGAUUCGCCAGGGCGCUGCGGAGAUGGAGAAACGCGAGAAGAAGGCGAUGAAGGAGAGUGUCGCCAAUGGAGGAAGCGCUAGCGCUCAGCGAGCCCCGUCAUCGCAGCUGUGGGCAGCGCGCUAUGCCCCCCAGUCUCUGAAAGAGAUAUGUGGUAACAAGGGACAGGUCGAGAAGCUGCAGAUGUGGUUGAAUGACUGGUCGUCUAGUCUGCAUUCGGGCUUUAAGAAACCUGGCAAGAAUGGCAUGAAUAUCUAUCGUGCAGUCCUUAUCACCGGUCCUCCAGGAAUUGGCAAGACGACGAGCGCGCACUUGUGUGCCAAGCUCGCAGGAUUUACACCUAUCGAGCUGAAUGCAAGCGAUGCGAGAAGUAAGAAGCUCGUCGAGAACAGUACCAACAUCACGAACGCAUCCUUAGAUGGUUGGAUGACGGGUGGACAUAUGGCAAACACUGUCGGCGUCAAUAUCACUGACAAAAGCUGUCUGAUCAUGGACGAGGUCGAUGGAAUGUCUGCUGGUGACAGAGGUGGCGUGGGUGCGCUUGCGGCUCUUAUCAAAAAGACCAAAAUCCCGAUCAUUUGUAUUGCCAACGACCGGACAGCUCAAAAACUGAAACCCUUGAUCAAUGCGACGUUCAACUUGACUUUCCGAAAGCCAGAGGUCACUGCUAUUCGCUCGAGGCUGCUCACUAUCGCAUUCAAGGAGAAAAUGAAGGUUCCCGCGAACGUGAUCGAUCAGCUCAUCGAGGGGGCUCAGUCAGACAUUCGUCAAGUUCUCAACAUGCUCUCCACGUGGAAAUUGUCAAAUGACACGAUGAACUUUGAUGAAGGCAAGACACUAGCUAAGAUGAAUGAGAAAUAUUCGGUUAUGACACCUUUCAAUGUCAUCAACAAGAUGUUGGGUCCUUACAUGUUCUCACCGACAUCGCGCGAGAGACUCAAUGAUAAGAUUGAGCUAUACUUCCACGACCCUUCGUUCAUCCCCUUGUUCAUAGAAGAGAAUUACUUGAAGACACAACCCAGCAAGGUCAAGAACAUGGACGGACCAGAGAAGGUGCUGAAACAGCUCGAGCUAAUGGACAAUGCUGCUUCUUCGAUAUCAGAUGGCGACCUUGUUGACACACUCAUUCACGGACCCGAACAGCACUGGUCACUGAUGCCGCUUCACGCGGUAUGCUCUAGUGUGCGUCCUGCAUCUCUGCUCUACGGGCCAGGGGUAGGCUACGGAGGCCAGAAUGCUAUGAGCUUUCCCCAGUGGCUUGGUCAGAACUCCAAGCAGGGCAAACUCAGUCGUCAAUUGACAGACAUCCAAGCCCGAAUGCGUCUGAAGGUAUCCGGAGACAAACCGGAGAUCAGACAGUCCUAUCUCCCCGCGCUGUUCCCACAUAUCGUCAAACCAUUAAUGGACGAAGGUGCUAGUGCAGUAGACGAUGUAAUCGAGCGUAUGGAUGAAUACUUCCUCACCCGCGAGGACUGGGACACAGUAGUCGAGUUGGGUCUGGACGAACACAAAGACGACCUUGUCCUCAAGAAAAUAUCCACUGCUACCAAGACCUCCCUAACGAGAAAAUACAACUCUAGAGAUCACCCCAUUCCCUUCCAUAAGGCGCAAGACUUGGGCAAGGUUCCGAAGAAGCUUGCUGCUUUGGGUCCUGCCCCCGACCUUGAGGAAGCGUUCGAUGUUGAAGAAGAUAUUGUUGAAGAGUCAGAGGACAAGCCUUCUUCGAACGAUGAUGAUGUCACACACGACAGUCUAAUCAAAGCUCCCAAGAAAGGCAAGGGGACAGUAUCGAGCAAGGGUAAAGCUAUCGCACAACCGAAGAUAAAGGCGAGGGCCAAGAAAACUUAG
This is a messenger RNA of Sparassis crispa, 2934 nucleotides long. Its product is annotated as Replication factor C subunit 1. The record is from RefSeq and is a predicted model, not a curated record. The transcript has 22 exons. Bases 1 to 2934 code for a protein of 977 amino acids. Gene Ontology annotation, molecular function: DNA clamp loader activity; ATP binding; ATP hydrolysis activity. Gene Ontology annotation, cellular component: DNA replication factor C complex; nucleus. NCBI's taxonomy places the organism in Eukaryota, Fungi, Basidiomycota, Agaricomycetes, Polyporales, Sparassidaceae. Gene Ontology annotation, biological process: DNA replication; DNA repair.